CUCUUUAUUUUCCACUCCUUCUUCACAUAGCAAAUAAAAUGACCGAAGUCAUGAAGACUCCGCCACCAUCUGCAUUUUCCCCGCAUUUACGGCCUUCAGACAAUGAUCGAUCGAAUCAUCGUCGUAGUAACCGGCAACAGCGAUCGUACAGUAGACAACCUAGUACUGAUCAUGAAGAAAGUGACGAUGAAUUAAGAGAACCUAGUGAAUGGGAUUAUCCAGACCAGGCACUCCAGCGACAUAUGGAGCUUUUGGAUGAAAAAAGAACGGCCAAUUUAGAGAGGUUAAACAACAUAUUCGAGUUGCAAAAGGAAAACCUGAAAAAAAUGUCAGAUGCCUUUGAAUAUCAGGCUUGGGAAGACUUUGCGUUUUCAAGGUUGUCACUACGUCGAUCUAUGACGGAGCACGUUUGCGAAAAGAUAGUCAAAUUGCAGGAUGAGCUAGAGGGUCGACCAAUAGCACGAGCGUCUACCAACCCGCUUCAUUUGGCGUGGAAUCCGCCGGAACGACCAGAGAGUAUUAGUUCCUUUGUACAGGGUUUAGAAGAAUAUGAGAUAGACGAUGAUAUACGGCGAGCCAAAGGCCAGUACAUGCUAAGAGACUGGGCUGAGAGCUCUAGUGACGACGACGACUCAUAACCUCACCAUUAUAAAUAAUAAAAAUUCCACUCACAAGGUAGCCAUUUGCUCCUCAUUCCACUCUUUUAAA
This is a messenger RNA of Umbelopsis ramanniana AG, 708 nucleotides long. RefSeq lists its product as uncharacterized. The record is from RefSeq and is a predicted model, not a curated record. The transcript is spliced from 5 exons. NCBI's taxonomy places the organism in Eukaryota, Fungi, Mucoromycota, Umbelopsidomycetes, Umbelopsidales, Umbelopsidaceae. Bases 39 to 638 code for a protein of 199 amino acids.